Molecule: messenger RNA, 1906 nt
Organism: Salvelinus namaycush (lake trout)
Lineage: Eukaryota; Metazoa; Chordata; Actinopteri; Salmoniformes; Salmonidae
Product: coiled-coil domain-containing protein 50-like
Exons: 12
Coding region: 415-1515 (366 amino acids)
Source: RefSeq, a predicted model, not a curated record
CGAAGGCGUCUUCUCUGUAUAUAGGGAAGUUUUGUUAAGAGCCUUAGCUUGCGCUUGGUCUGAACAUUAAAACGCGUCACUUGCGGUAUGGUUUUGGAAGCAUAAUGACCUCGGCGAAUUUUUAUUUAUUUUUUAAACACACCUUUAUAGGGUUAGUACUCCCACACGGCCAUAUAACCAUGUUACAGCGCGUUUACGGAAAACAGACGGAAGACAGUCGACUACCUGCGCUAAUUAGCGAUCUGAAUCUCACCUGUGUGUAAAUAGAAGAUGGACGCCACAAACGUGUGUCACUGAAAAAUACUGUCAGCUGCAACUGUGUUUAAAAAAAACGGUUAAAACAGUGUACAGGUCUGUCUGUACUCUGGCCGGCCCUGAGGGCAAUGAGGCCGUGACUGCCCUUCUGCAGCAGCCAUGACAGAGCUGGAGAUUGAUCAGUCCCACCUGCCAAGGGUCCAGGAAGUGUGCCAUGUUUUUGCUGUCCUGGAGGAUGGAGCAUUGGCACAAAACCUACAGGAACAGGAAAUUGAGCAGUACUACACCACCAACAUUCAGAAGAACCAGCUGGUGCAGAAUGACAUCCGCAUCGCCAAGAGGCUGCAGGAUGAGGAGGAGGAACAGAGAGCUCAGCACAGAGCCCUGAGCCAGGCGUCUAGACAACUUGAGGAACAGGAUUCGAAGUAUGCCCGGAUGAUCCAGGAGGAGAUCCAGAGAUGUGCUGAUGAGGAGGCUCAGAGGACGGAGCAGGAGGAUGAGGAAAUGGCUAAACACAUCCAGGAAGAGGAGGAGCUGAGGGUCAGACAGAGGAGCAGUGGGCAGGAAAGCCUCUGUGAUGGAGCCGCGCUGCAGCCGGAGGAGGGGGUGUGUCUGGACCUGGGGGAACUGCACCAGGUGUUGCUGGAUGAGGAGCUGGCCAGGAGGCUGCAGGAGGAGGAGGAGAAGCUGUUGACUAGGAGCCCUCCAGCCCCUUCUUCCCUCUCUCAACAUGACUCCUACCCAGAGGGAGACUUCAGAGUUGCGCAAGUGGCUCAGGAUGAGGAAAUCGCCCGCUUCAUGCACAAACAGGAAAUACAGUCGAAGUGCCAGUCACGUGACCUUAAUGGCCCGGGGUCACGACGUGAACAGCAUGACCUGGCUGACCCCCACAACAGGAGAACAGUCAGAGAGAGACCGAUUCAGCGGGAGAGACUGGACUCCGAGGGCCUUCCAUCUCCUACUGAGGAGUGUUCUCCAGACUAUCAGGCCCCUAGCCCCACCUCAACACUAUCACAACAGCCAAUCAGAAACAUUGCAGAGGAACUGGACCCAACUUUCAAGACCAAGAGACCAGGCAAGGGGAGCAUCAGAGUGGGACAGACCAUUUCUGGCCCAUCCUCCUGUCAGUCUCAUCCAAUCCCCCACUCUGGCUUACAUGACUUCAUGGAGGAGCCUACCUUCAUCCCGCCCACCAAGAGGCAAAGCGCCAAAUCAGAACGCGACAAAUCCAAAAAGAAGGAGAACUGUAAGCAGCAGUGAUGUCACAGUUAGAGAUACUGGGCCUGGGUGUACAGGGAACAACCCCUCACCCCCCCAUAUCCACUUACACCCCCCACACUACUUAACCUGGUCCCAAGAGGACUAUCUCCAGAUACUUGUAUUAUUAUUUAGUUGUCCCAACUAGCACUUUAACCAGUUAAGAAAUACAGUUGGAGAUUUUGUUUUUGUUUAAAUUACUGGUGUAGAUAAGACAACAAUUUGGGUUCGUAUAACCUAAUAUAAUUAACAAAGGGAAGAAUUAUAGUUGACCUGCCAAUUAUUGUCUUUUGUGUUGAUGAGAGAAGGUUAAUAUCAAUCACUAUAUGUUUGAUUGUUACUUUUAUUUGUGUUUUAUUAUUUAUUAUUAUUAAAGGGAUACUUCAAGAUUUUG